Molecule: messenger RNA, 1644 nt
Organism: Daucus carota subsp. sativus
Lineage: Eukaryota; Viridiplantae; Streptophyta; Magnoliopsida; Apiales; Apiaceae
Product: BTB/POZ domain-containing protein At3g05675
Exons: 2
Coding region: 61-1422 (453 amino acids)
Molecular function (GO): protein binding
Source: RefSeq, a predicted model, not a curated record
AGACAACCAGUCAUCACUAUCCAUUUCCAAUCACUUCUAUCCGAUAAUUUCUCUGAAACAAUGACCGGAAAUACAAUCGCCGGCGACUCAUCAAACGACGAAAAACGCCGGCGCGUGAUCAUCUCCUCGCGUAUCCCCUCCCCGUCACCUAUCUUCGACGAUGCCUCGACCGCUGACGUCAUCCUCCGUCUCUACAUCGACAACUCCGAAGACGAUGCCGACAUCUCCGCCGGCGCCGAUCAAUCCGACGUGGUGCUCUACUUGCACUCGUCAGUCCUCUCCAAAUCGAAGUACUUUGAUGCUCUUCUAUCUGGCCGCUGGCAAAACGACACCGAUUCGGCGUCGAAAUUGAAAGUAAGUUUACGAGUCACUAAUGUUUUGAUUGAGGACUAUGUGAAUGUGAUCAAGCUGUUGUAUUGCGAUGAUUUUACUGAUGUGAUUUGCUCGGUUGCCAUUGCGAUUGCGAUACUUCCUGUUGCGCUUGAAUUGUUGUUUGAGGAUUGCGUGAAAGCGUGUGUGAGGUUUCUAGAGGCGGUCCCGUGGACUGAGGAUGAGGAGAGGAUGGUGAUCGCUUUAGUUCCGAUGUUGAAGCGCGAGGAAUGUGAGAAAUUGUUAGCUAGGGUUUUACCAGAGCAGGUGAAUUCGUCGGAGGAAAUGUUGUAUGAGUUGCUUGUGGUUGCGAUUCAUAAUCUGUCGAAUAUGGCGUUUGCAAAGGCUUUUGUGGCGAAGUUGUUGAGGGACUAUUCUUGUAAGGAAAGUGCGAGGAGAGUGUUGGACCGUGUGUUUUUGAAGACUUUGAAGGAGGUUAAGUACUCGUUGGAGGAGUAUUCGAGGCCGGAGUUUAGGGUGGAUAACAAUGAGACAGAAGCGAUUCAGAGGUUGCAUUUGCAUACCGCGAUGAAGAGUGGGAGGAAUUUGUUGUGGAUUAUUGAGAGGAUGGUUGAGUUAGGGGUUGCUGAUUUGGCAGUGGUCGAGUGGACAAAUCAGGAUUCGCUUACGACGGAUUUGCAGAGGGCGUUUAGGGAUGAAGCGUGGAGGAAUAUUGUGCCUGCACUCCCUGGUGUUGUGUUAAGAUGCACAUCUAAGUUGGCUAAUGUGGUUGUUAGCGGUUCUAUAUUGGUUGAUAGAAAGGUCAGGAUGAAGCUUGUUGAGGAUUGGCUUCCGGUGCUUAGAGUUUGCAAAGAAAAUGUCUCUCCUGGGAUUUCAAAUUACAAAUCACUCUACCUGGAGCUAGAAGAAACAUUCUUGAAAAUUACAUCUACACUACCUAUGGCUGAUUCACAGAUGUUGUUGAAGGAGUGUCUCAGUUUUUCAACUCGAAAUGUUGAUGACUGCCCACACUUGGUCACAGCUUUCAACACUUGGUUCCGUCGUGCAAACCAACCUCCACCUCCCACCCACCCAGCGGACAACAUUUUAUAAGCACAGCCCUACAGCUGAUUGUAAUCAACUGAUGGUGUUUGUCUUUGACAUGGCAAAGACUUCUUGUUGAAAUGUUUACUUUUCUGUAGAGAUAGUAUCCAGUAGCAAAAUGAUCCUCGUACUGUAGUUUGUAUAUACCGACAUCGAAGGCUUAGUGACUGUUUUCGUUUUCCGUAUCAGGAUUUAAAUGUCAGACUUUAUGGCAUAACAACUAUUUGCAUA